GGUCUAGAGUAGCUAGUCCGGUGUUGCUUCGACAAAGGCAUGGCAAGAAGGAGAUAUGCCAAACUGCCGUGCGAUGCGGCGAGCACGGCGAGAUGCCGAUGGCAGUGUGAAGCUGCAGUGUUGCGUGAGGCAGCAAAGUUGUGUGAUGCGACAAGCGCAUGGGCCGCAAAGCGAACCGGCUGGCCGAAUGGAUUAGUUAGAUGCAUGCAAGUGGUUAGCCAACUUCGUGGGUAAGUAGUGGCCGCAUAGAGGUUGUUAUCUGGUCAAGGGGUGUGCAUGUAGUUAGCUGUUGAUUACUUUGCAUGCAUAAGUUAGUUAGCGCACAAGUUGUGAAGCCACCGAUCGUGCAGAUCCUGGAGUGAUUCUAGGUGAGAGAGAGGGGGUCAUGUGUGAGUAUGUGACUUAGUGGCCUGGCUGUGCUUAGUGCCUGCGUGAGUCACUUGUGUAUAUAUAUGUCAUAUUCAGUAAUGAGAAGGGAGGCCGUGAGGGCUGAGCACCAAAGAUGUAGCCAAUGUAUUCAUCAAGGAGAGAGCGCCCUGGCAAAGCUAGAGGCUUGUCUUCUCCUUGGGGUGUGUGUGUGUGUGUUGAGUUCUUCUCAUCAGUGUGAGUUCUUGUGUGAGACAAAAUCAUGAGAGGGAGAUAUGUGAGGAAGAAGAGGCGGCGCUGCGAGGAGGCUGCGCCAACAGCGUGCGCCUACCACGAGGCGGCAGGCGUGCUGCGCGGGAACAGCACGCGCACCAACUUCGCUGCACGGCACGGCGCCGCAGCCAGGCUGAGUAAGAGGCAGUACGUCGUGGCGAGGGCGGCCGCGGGCAGGUCGUCGUCGGCGUGCGGUGCCGGGGUGGGCGACCAGUUUGCGCUCGUCGCUGUGUUACGGGACUGGCAGCAGCCGGCGCUCUCGCCGCAGCUGUCCCUAGGCUGCCGCGCCAAGGCAGAGACCGUGCACGUGGCGGCCAACUCGGUGCAGCCCAGCUUCGUCGUGCCGAGCCGAGCGGAGGCGCCGCCGCCGUCGGUAACAGUGGGAGAAGCUGGAGACGAUCUUUGGGCCACCGACGUUUUGGAGUUGGACGGCAGCACGGAGACGAGCGCAAAGAAGGCGUUUAAGGUGUUAUCGUCUGUGAUCGUGCCGUCCAAGUUCGGUGCACCGCCGGAGUCGUUUGGCCUCGACGGUUUGUAGCAAGGAACGUCCGCGCGUUUCGUUUGCAUGCACGGUGCACUCCGGCUCCCUUUGCUUGCACGACCAUCUCCUAAACCCUCCAUUAUUUUCAUCAACUUCUUAGUGUAGCGCAGGGGCAAAGAAGAGGAAGGAUCUUGUUAUAUGCAAAGCCAGA
Messenger RNA from Triticum aestivum (bread wheat), 1331 nucleotides. RefSeq lists its product as uncharacterized. Bases 629 to 1177 code for a protein of 182 amino acids. The record is from RefSeq and is a predicted model, not a curated record. The transcript has a single exon. Lineage: Eukaryota; Viridiplantae; Streptophyta; Magnoliopsida; Poales; Poaceae.